Molecule: messenger RNA, 879 nt
Organism: Serendipita indica DSM 11827
Lineage: Eukaryota; Fungi; Basidiomycota; Agaricomycetes; Sebacinales; Serendipitaceae
Source: the annotation of a GenBank genome assembly
AUGCGGUUUUUGUCUCUUUUCCUCAGCUUACUCGCGCUCCCUUUUGCAGUUGCUGCGCCUCUGGCAAAUGAAACAACUACGGAUGGAGAUGUAGAGGCUCAUGGUUGCAACAAUACGCUGACCGCGGAGGAGGCUAGUGAGAUUGAGGCUCGCAUUGAGUCUGAACUUGCCAGAGCGGAUCUCCCUGAUUUCCUCUCUGAUUCUUCGAGAACAGCUCCUAUUCGUGUCGAAUGGCAUAUCAUCGCUCCUUCUGCAACGGCACCUGGGGCUCUCUCCAAUGGCCAGGUGCUGGCCUCUAUCAGUGCCUUGAACACCUACUACUCGAGCAUAGGCAUACAAUUCUAUCUUGGCAACAUUACACGCACAUGGAACCCGUCUUGGUUUUUCUUGGCCAGCCAAGGAAAUCCUCUGGAUACUUCCAUGAAGAAUUUACUUCACCGUGGCACACGCCGGACACUCAACGUCUACUCAGUCAAUCUGGGUGGCAAUCCUGAGCGCGGGUAUGCUACCUGGCCUUGGAACGUUGCAGCAAAUUUGAACAGGGAUGGUGUGGUUAUUAGGUAUCGCACCGUUCCUGGUGGAGGCGAACCAAACUAUAGUCAGGGUAAAACACUUGUGCACCAUGUAGGUCACUGGUUGGGUCUAUACCAUGUGUUCCAAGGAAAUUCCUGUGGCGGGCCAGGAGAUUAUGUCUUGGAUACACCUCCUCAGCUGACUGCAUCAUUCGGCUGCCCCAACUUCAAGAACACCUGCCCUGGAGGAGGCCCGGACUCUAUUCGUAACUUCAUGGACAUGACCUACGAUUGGUGCAAAUAUCUGUUCACCUAUCGGCAAGGCGUCCGCGCUCGCCAAUUGGCAUGGAUCUAUCGUGGUCUCUAA